Drosophila rhopaloa is the source of this 1605-nucleotide messenger RNA. Its product is annotated as protein artichoke. Gene Ontology annotation, molecular function: protein binding. Bases 1 to 1605 code for a protein of 534 amino acids. The transcript has 2 exons. The record is from RefSeq and is a predicted model, not a curated record. Lineage: Eukaryota; Metazoa; Arthropoda; Insecta; Diptera; Drosophilidae.
AUGCAGGCUUUGCGAGUUCUGAUCGGUCUGCUUGUAUGCGGAGUGUUCGGAAAGGAUCUGCAGGAGUGCGAGGAUCUGGGAAAGGGUAGUCACCUUUGUCGGGAAAUAGAAAGCUUCGAGCAACUAAAUCGAUAUAUCGGGGAAAACUGGCAAAGCGUUAAGGUUGUAAAUGAGCACACGGGCAUCGAAAAUGCGGAGGAUGGGAAGUUGCCAGGCCUGUCCAAACUUUUACACUUGGAUUUAUCUGAAUCCGGUGGAGUGACUCUGGGCGACAGAGGAUUACAGGACUUUGAGGCUCUCCAAGAUCUGAAUCUUACCCAUUGUCAGUUAGAAGAGCUGCAGGCGCAGAACUUUCCCAACAACUCGCAAUUGAUCAGUCUGGAUGUGAGCUAUAAUGACAUACAGAUUAUCACUGGCAAACUGAUGAGUGGAUUGGCCAACUUGGAGUACGCCAACUUUUCCAACAAUUUAAUUGCCGAGAUAGAGCCCGAUGCCUUUAAGGAUCUGAAGAAACUGAGAUUCCUGGAUCUAACCACCAAUGAACAGGAGAAUGUGACUCUGGGCGAGAAUGCCAACCUGCGAUACCUGUCUAUAAGUAACAACAAUGUGAGGGAUUUCCAAUGGUGUCGCCUGCGAGGAUUACCCAAGUUGGAGGAACUGCACUUGCACAGCAAUUGGCUGGAGAACCUGGAAAUGGGUAUAUUUUAUGCCUUGCCGAAAUUGAGAGUCUUAAAUGUUUCCAACAAUAAUCUUUACGAGAUCAAGCGAACUCUUUUUUUGGGUCCAGGCGAAGAAGCACCUCUGGAUCUGCUUGAUUAUAGUUCAAAUAAUGUAAAAGUUCUAGAGGAUUUGGUAUUCUGCAAACUCAACAAGCUGAGAACCCUAAAUCUAUGGCUCAAUCAGAUCAACAGGAUCCAUCCGAGGGCUUUUAUUGGCCUGAGUUCCUUGGAAUCCCUUCAACUGCAGGGCAACAAAAUCUCGAUUCUUCCCGAGCAAGUGUUCGCCAAUCUCACGGCCUUGAAAAAAUUGGAUUUAAGUAGGAAUAAUAUCAAAAAGCUGGGUAUUAGUGUGUUUGGGAACACUAUUCUCCGUAAUCUGACAUACUUGGAUUUGAGCAACAACUAUAUUGCGGAGCUGCAUCCUUUGUCGCUUUCUUCACUGCCUUUUAUCAAGGAACUUAGAUUGAGGAGAAAUAAAUUAGUCAGCCUGGAUCUUCGCAUGUUUGCACCCCUGAGACGAUUACAGUUGCUGACGAUUGGUGAAAAUCGGCUGGAGGAGAUUGAGGCGGAGAUUCUAAAUACCUUUAAAGGCCUCACCCACCUGGAAAUAAACAACAAUCGUCUUACUUAUUUGCCGGACUUAAAGUCAUCGGAAGGUCUUCAGAAAUUGGGACACAUCAGUCUGGAGGGAAAUCCGUGGCAGUGUUUGUGUCUGGACGAGAUCACCACAUGGUUGCAUGGACAUCAGGUGGGCUACGCCCGACCAAGCAGUGCCUAUUUCAGUGGAAGGAAGCCCCUCUGCGUGGUGACGAACAUGGAAAAGUGCCUGCGGGUCCUCGAUGACGUGAGGGCACAAGGAAUCGUCGACAGCUACGAGAAAAUAUAG